Messenger RNA from Homarus americanus (American lobster), 360 nucleotides. RefSeq names its product classical arabinogalactan protein 9-like. The annotation marks the transcript as partial. The transcript has 2 exons. NCBI's taxonomy places the organism in Eukaryota, Metazoa, Arthropoda, Malacostraca, Decapoda, Nephropidae. The record is from RefSeq and is a predicted model, not a curated record.
CACUCGGGCCAACCCCCAGUGGCCAAUCCCCCAGUGGCCAAUCCCCCAGUGGCCAACCUCCAGCGGCUAACCUCCAGUGGCCAACCCCCAGCGGCCAACCUCCAGUGGCCAAUCCCCCAGUGGCUAACCUCCAGCGGCCAAUCCCCCAUGGCUAACCCCAGUGGCCAACCCCCAGUGGCCAACUCCCAGUGGCCAACCCCCAGCGGCCAAUCCUCCAGUGUCCAACCUCCAGUGGCCAACCCUCCAGCGGCCAACCCUCCAGUGGCCAAUCCCCCAGUGGCCAAUCCCCCAGUGGCUAAUCCCCCAGCGGCCAAUCCCCCAGUGGCCAACUCUCCAGUGGCCAAUCCCUCCAGUGGCUAA